AUGGAGGCCACUCAGAUUACUCAAACCCAGCCGACUCAGCAAUCGCCUUUGACGCAAACACAGAAGUCGCAGGAUCCAAACAAGAUAUGCCAAUUGCUAUGCGCCACGGGCCAGUAUCCAACCAAGCAUCUUAGUGUAAACGACAAACCAGAAAAAGAUGGCAAAAUAACGUGGCUCUUUGGUAGAUCUAAUGAGUCCGAUCUUCAGUUGAGCUCGUCGACGCGGCUUUCUAAUAAACAUUUCCUAGUAUGGCUCAAUGUCAACGACAAAUCAUUGUGGAUUCGAGAUACGUCAACGAAUGGGACUUCAUUGAAUGGCAGUAGACUAGUGAAAGGAUCAAACUACUUAUUGAACCAGGGGGAUGAAAUUAGUGUGGGGAAUGGAGUGCCGACAGAUGUUGUUAAAUUCAUUGUUAUAUUCACAGACAAGUUCAACCCUUCACUCCUGCCCGAUUCGAGCACACUUGCCAAGGAUAACGGAAUCUACAAGGACUUUAUUAUCAAGAAUGAAACGAUAGGACAAGGUGCGUUUGCCACUGUGAAGAAAUGUGUUGAGCGGUCUACUGGCAAUUCCUUUGCAGUAAAGAUUAUCAAUCGUCGUAAGGCAUUGAACACGAGUGGAAUGGGGAAUGCCUUGGUUGGGGUUGACCGCGAGUUGUCAAUUUUGGAAAAGUUGAAUCACCCAAAUAUUGUUUCGUUGAAGGCGUUUUACGAAGACACGGAAAAUUACUACAUAGUGAUGGAGUUAGUUCCUGGCGGAGAUUUAAUGGACUUUGUGGCUGCCAAUGGUGCAAUUGGAGAAGACGCGACGCAAGUGAUUACGAAGCAGAUAUUGGAAGGGAUUUUGUAUGUGCACAAGCUUGGUAUAUCGCACCGUGACUUGAAGCCGGAUAAUAUCCUUAUUAUGCAAGACGAUCCCAUAUUUGUUAAGAUUACCGAUUUUGGGUUGGCCAAGUUUAGCGAUAAUCUGACGUUGAUGAAGACAUUUUGCGGGACGCUAGCGUAUGUUGCACCCGAAGUGAUUACAGGAAAAUACGGUCUGUCACAAAUGACGGAUACUGCCAACUCGAACUACUCGUCACUGGUUGACCUCUGGUCUUUGGGUUGCUUAGUAUAUGUGCUUUUGACGUCGCAUCUACCAUUUAACGGCAAAACUCAAAAGCAGAUGUUCCAGAAAAUCAAGCAUGGAGAGUUUCACGAAGCGCCACUCAACUCAUAUGAGGUUAGUGAGGAGGGGCGCGAUUUCCUUUCAUGCUGUUUACAAGUUGACCCAAGGCGGAGAAUUACUGCAGAGGAGGCAUUGCAACACCGAUGGCUACGUGAUGUAGUAGACGAAGUUAGCUCGUCGCCUAAAUCGUUGAGUCUAUCGCAAUCACAAUCGCAACAGUCGCGCAAAAUCGAGAAUGGUAUCCACAUUGAGUCGAUGAGUAAAAUCGAUGAGGAUAUAAUGCUUCGUCCCUUGGAUAGUGGGAAGAAUCGGAAAACAAAAGAGCAGCAGGAUUUCAAAGUCCCCAAAAGAAUUGUGCCCUUGCCUCAAUCGCAGCCCAUGCGUAAUUUACCAGCAUCGCAGCCGAUUAAGAGGUCGCUAGAGCAGGUGAAACCAGGGAACGGCUCCGAUGUGGAUUCCGGAGUGAAGCGGAUGAAAAUUGAGGAUAGCAAGAGCACGCGGCCGAUAUAUUUUGAGCCUAUACCAAACUCGCUCAAGACAGAUUCGGUGACAAUCACCAAACAGAGAUUUGCUAUUGGCCGGGCAGAUGUGUGCGACUACACCGUGAGUGAUGAUAGGUUGUCGAAGAUACACUGCAUAAUCACUACAGAUUUAAUGGGACAGACCUGGCUUUUGGAUAUGAGCACCAACUCGUGUACAGUGAACAAGACAAUUAUUGGGAAGGGCAAGAAAAUACGACUCCGGGAUGGAGACAAGCUCUAUUUGUUUAAUGAUGUGGAUUUAAAUGAAUAUGUGGGGUUUUUUGUCAGGCUCGACCAAGGACUGGAGAAACAAGAUAGCCAGCAAGAAGUGUUACCACAGAGUUCAAAUGAGUUGAAUAUGAAGAUGGAGUUGGUUACAUUGUAG
This is a messenger RNA of Lodderomyces elongisporus, 2073 nucleotides long. RefSeq names its product serine/threonine/tyrosine protein kinase (gene RAD53). The transcript has a single exon. Gene Ontology annotation, cellular component: nucleus. Gene Ontology annotation, molecular function: protein binding; protein serine/threonine kinase activity; DNA replication origin binding. Gene Ontology annotation, biological process: mitotic DNA damage checkpoint signaling; DNA repair; protein phosphorylation. The record is from RefSeq and is a predicted model, not a curated record. Bases 1 to 2073 code for a protein of 690 amino acids. Lineage: Eukaryota; Fungi; Ascomycota; Pichiomycetes; Serinales; Debaryomycetaceae.